Messenger RNA from [Candida] anglica, 1347 nucleotides. The record is from the annotation of a GenBank genome assembly. Lineage: Eukaryota; Fungi; Ascomycota; Pichiomycetes; Serinales; Debaryomycetaceae.
AUGGCCACUGCUGUUGCUCCUGCUCCUGUUAUCUCUGCUCCACCAAAGGAUAACCCAGAGGACAAGCUUCUUCCAGGUGAACACACCCUUCCUGCUAGUUGGUGGACAUCUGAAAAAGUUUUCGAACUUGAAAAAAGAUCUAUUUUCAACAAGUCAUGGAUGUUCUGUACUCACUCUUCCCGUUUUGCAAAGGCUGGUGAUUAUUUCUCCUACACUGUUUGUGGAAUUAACUUUUUUAUUAUCAAAUCCAAGGUUGACGGGCAACUCAAGGCUUUCCAUAACGUUUGUCGUCACAGAGCCUUUCCAGUUGUUAGAAAGGAACAGGGAUCUUCCACCAUUUUAGGAUGUAAGUACCACGGGUGGUCUUACAAUUCUGAUGGUGUCUUGACCAAGGCUCCACAAUUUGAACAAGUUGAAGGUUUUAAGAAGGAAGAAAACUCUUUAUUCCCAAUUAAGACCCAUACCACUGACCAAGGUUUAGUCUUUGUUAACUUUUCUCAAGAAGAAGAUGUCAUUCCAUUUUCUACUUGGUUUCAAGGUAUUGAAAAGGAUUUCAGUGAAUAUGACUUUGAUGACUAUGAAUACAACAUGUCUUAUGAACUUAAUGGUAAAUUCAACUGGAAAACUUUGAUGGACGGUUACCAAGAAUGUUACCAUUGUCCAACUGCUCAUCCAGGAUUAUCCAAUGCUUUCAAGAUGGAGACUUACAAGGUUGUUCCAAAGACUAGAUAUUGCCGUCAUUAUGCUGAAGUUGUCCAAGAAGACGUUGAGUUUGUUAAGGAUGAUGCUGACGCAGAUGAAGAAUCAUCCUGGUUUGGUUUUGGAAAGAAAAAGGAAUCUAAUGCGAAGGUUGAAAAGAUUGCUAACCCAGGUGGUGAAUCCAAUGGUUUAUGGAUGUACCUUUUCCCAACUAAUGGUAUCAAUUGUUACUCUCCAGCUUACUACACUCUUAGAGUCUUGCCAAUCAGCGCCACUGAAACCCUUUUACAUUACGAUGUUUACACCAAGAAAGGUUUAUCUGAAGAGAAGCAGAAAGAAUUCAUUGACUUUUUGCAAUUGAUUGAAUUGGAAGAUUUCAACUUGUGUGAACAAACUCAAAAGAACCUUAACCAAGGUGUUUACGGUACAGGCUUCUUGCAUCCAACUAAGGAAAGAGGUGUAUUGUUUUACCAAGGUUUAGUUCGUGAUAUGGUCAAGGAACACUUUGCUGCGGAACAAAAGGCUGGUAAGCAAAUUAACCCAGCCUUUGUCGGAAAUGCUACUACCGAGAGUGCUUUGGAAUUGGAAGAGAUCUGUAACAAGUUGGACUGUCUGACUGAAAAGACCGAACAAAAGUUGGAUUGGUAA